CAGAACCUAGACUUGCACGGCCGUGCGCUAUGCCUGGCCUGGCCGUGCGAGCUCUCGGCCAGGAGUGCACGGCCAAAAGCGACAGGUGCACAGCCGUGCGCCUCGGCUCGGCCAGGCCGUGUCGGCCUGCACGGGCAGAAGCACGCCAUGCACGGCCGUGCGCGCCUGCCCGUGCGGCCGGGGGUGCUUCAGCUGACGGUGAUGAUGGAACUGCUGGCGCUGCUGAUGAUGAUGCGUUCAUGAACGACAUCGACCUCGACGAUCUUGGCGACGAGUAGGCUGUACUCGUUGCCCGUCUCAGUGUGUUUUCUUUUUCAUUGUAGACUUUUGUGUGUUUGCUCCAUGUGUGCGGAGCUUGAACUUAGUGUCGUUUGUUUUUGUUUUUGGUUUUUCCUUUGUGGUUUGAUGUAGCCGUCUGGGCUAACACUUAUCCCUAACGCACAGUGUGCUAGUGUGUUUCUGAUGUUCGAUUUGUGCAGCAUUGUCCACUCCCCCGUUCGUUUCUCGCUGACUGGUCCACUUCCAGUCCCCCAGCAGUGUUCCUACCCGGUAACAUCGUUCCCCUUAUCUUUCCCUCUGCUCCAUUGAGGGCAAUGUCGUUCUUAAGUGUGGGGGGAUGCUUUGUAUCGGUUGGAAUAUUUAUGAUGGUGCUUGGAGCCUAGUCCGCUGUCCGAAUCUUACGAUUUGAGGGCUCCAAGUACUGCUGUUUGAUCAUAUUGGCACUGUGUUUUGAUGGAUGAAUUGAUUGGUUUUCGGAUUAAUGCAUGACAACUUGUUUGCGACUAGGACAACCUAUGAUGAGGACUGAGAUGUGCAGUAAAACGAUGUAGGGGUUCAGUUUUUCAACUGUUUGCUUGCCAACUGUGACUUGAUCUGACUUGAUCUGAUUACUUGUUCUUAACAGUCGUUUAUGCAUCUAAUUCAGGGUAGCAGAAUAUGAGAUAGAGCAUAUAGGUAGCCAUGUGAGAUUUGAGCCUGCUCGUUUCUUUCUUGUGCGAUAGAUCCCUCUUCCAUGAUGUGUAGCAUUCACGUUGUCACUAGCUAAGAUGAUGGGGGCAUAGGAUUAGCCCACGCCCAAAACUGACUGUCCUGAUGUGUCAUAUCCCCUAGUCAGCCCCUUUGAGCCGUGUGUUAUCCUUUCUUUUGGUCUAUAAUGGAAAAAAAUCACCCUUGUUGCAUCUUUUAGAAGGUUCCACAGAGUGGUUUUUUAUAUAUUCUCUGCUGUUUCUGCUAAAGUUUAUGUGAGUGUUGGAGGUAGUGCUUAAAAGUUGGGCAGGUGUUUGAAGUUUAUGCAGAAGUGGUGGCUCUCUUAAGAAAUGAAAAGAAAAAUG
Molecule: messenger RNA, 1331 nt
Organism: Linum trigynum
Lineage: Eukaryota; Viridiplantae; Streptophyta; Magnoliopsida; Malpighiales; Linaceae
Source: the annotation of a GenBank genome assembly